This is a messenger RNA of Amoebophrya sp. A25, 3504 nucleotides long. The record is from the annotation of a GenBank genome assembly. Lineage: Eukaryota; Dinophyceae; Syndiniales; Amoebophryaceae.
CUCUGAUUGUGAAGUCCUCCAUCCAGUUGUAUUCAUAAUUAUACAGCCACAACAAUGAAGUUAGAAGACUUCUGUGGUUAGAGUGAAAGAGUGAUGGGUAGACGAGGCGUGCGAAACGCUUGUUGCUUGUUCUGUAGAUCUGGGCUUUUCGUUUUCUUGGUGCGCUACCGAGAUGAGAGACCGAAAGGUCAAAACUAGAUUGUAUUUGAGUGCGAUGACCCCGAGAAUCUGUCAUGAUUUAUGAGAAAGAGAUUCAUAUGUGUACGUGAGUGUGAGUAUCCAUCUACACUGUGAGCGGCAGAGGUCAGUUUAGAUUUGUCUUAACACGAGCAAUCAUCUAUAAGGGCAACUCGGUAUCUCGAUCUACUAACAUCAUCUGUUGUUCUUCAAAUUCUGUGACUCGGCGAAGCCCGAUCAAAAAGAUUGAAGAGAGAUACUUACUUUACAUUGUUAGUUUCAAUCAAAGUCAAGACCAAAAGAGGUAGAGGACUGAUUUGUUUCCCAUCAUCAUUUCAUUAUCCUUUGAUCCACUCCUCCGCAGUUCUGAUCUUUUCAGAAACAAACUGGAUUGUACUUGAGAGAAGAUGUUUAUCGAAAUUGAGUGAUCACUCAGUAAAUCACCAUCAAUGCAUGUAUCGUUUUGUGUCUCCUCUGAUGAUUGUGUGAUGCAUGUUGUCGUCGUGACUGUUGAAUUGUAAUCAAUGCAAUGAGGAUGAAAAUAUUUAUCUAGGUUCUUAUUCUAGAUCGUAGCUUAUUUCUUGCCCUUGCGCAGUCCAUUUUCAUUUGCGUUGCUUGCUGUUGGAUUUAUGAAUUGCACGUCGACUUCUUGCAGGUUUGAGAAUAAGUGCUUUGCGAUCUCGAUUCUUUUCGCUUUUUCCCCAAACACAAAAAAAUGUCGGUAGUCUCAAAGGACGGAAGACAUGAAGUCUUCGGCUCCAUGGCGCAGGUGACGUCUCUGCGAGCGGAUGUUGAUGAUGAUGGGGAGGUUUUACCAAUUACCAGCCGUUCAGCAGCGGCGGGAGCGGCAGGUGAAGGGAAUCUAAGAAGUGGCGGCAUUCGGUUGACAGAAGUGAGCCUGCACGAAGGCGAAGAUGGAAGCGAGCAACGGCGACUGCCUACUGCGUUAUGGGUAGCGCUUUUUUUCGGUGGCAUGCUCCAGCUUUGCGGCUUCUCGACGCACCUUGUGCUGGUCCAGUACCUGCAAACAAAAGUGUUCGGACAACAUUGGGGUUCCGUUAUGAAUUUACCCUACGCCGCCACCUGCGUUGUUGGCAGUCUGAGCUAUGUGCUGAUUACGAAUCUGCGACGCUACAAGGGAUCCUGCCGCUGGGCUCCUUUCCACGGGCGAUUCGUGUUCGCGCUUGCCGGUCUUACGCUCUCCUUUGCUCCGACAAUGAUCCUAGCUGUUCGUCUCGAGAGCUUCGGGUUAGGCGUUGCUUCAUUGCUCUUGUUAGGAUUGGCGCAAAAUUGGCUGGCGGGAUGCCUGAGCUCCCUCGCCGCGUCGCUGAACACGCCGUCUGCCUUCGCGGCGUACGUCCUAGGAUGCGCUGCGGCUGCGUGGCCGGCCACAUUGCUUGGGUACUUCUCAAUUUCCAUUUAUGAGACAGCAGGCUCCCGCUUUUUAUUCAUGAUAGAUUAUAUUUUUUUUCCUUUCAUCACGUAUUUCUACGUAUGAUUUGGAUUUAUCAUAUAAAUUAGAAACACAUGAUGUAGUACUCUUCCUAAUCGAAAACUGAAAAUAAGCGAGUUGUAACAAAUACAUUAACCGAGUAUCUGAGAUUCUUAUCUAAAUUAGUUACUCGCUUAUUUCAGUUUUUCGAGUAGAGAAUACUCACCACUUCAACCAUUCUUGCCACAGUAUUGCUUUCGCGUUGCAGGAGAGUUUCCAGCCAAGCAAGAUUCUCUGCAUGUGGCUGUAUGCUGCGAAUGGACUGUUCGCCACUCUGUACUACUUAUUUUACGUCUUUGUGUUUCGCAAGUACAUCACAAUGGUCGCGAAGACACGCAAUCCCCCCAGUGGCGCGAACUGGGACUCUCAGGGUGAAGACUUCGCACAGGCAAACUAUCAAAUGGUCGAUGCUCAGGACGCGGGUGUAUUGAACGUGGACGAGGUGAAACAACAACGAGGAAGUGGAAACACAGCAGGAGCUCCUAAAGAUUCUGCUAAGGGCGGAGAACGCUCUUUCUUUUCCAUCAUUGGUGGCAGCUGGAAGGUUAUUUUGGCCAUGUUUUUACAGUUCGUGAUUACCUUCAUUGUCUUCCCGUCCGUCGUGUUUUUGUGGAGUAAGAGCGGCACAAUUCCAGCUGAGCUGAGCAACGAGGCAUAUUGGCAGGUAUUGCAUGCAAUUUUUCAAGUUGGCGACGCCAUUGGCCGAUUUAUACCAUCGAUCAGUUGUCCUCGGCGCUGCUGUGCCUGUCGUGGUAAGCGAAACACACAAGAAGAAGAGGGUGCGAUGUUGAUCGACAAACAAGACGAGCAGACGGACGAAGAGGAGCGCGUCUUUCCGUUCACGAUACACAAGACGACGUUCCUUCUCGUGGGCGUGCUGAUCCGCGGCGCUGUGGUGCUGCCACUCUUUUACAUCUUUGCGCUGUUUGGCGUGCCUUUCUCACUGCACGUUAUCCUCAUGCUCUUCUUUGGACUCACCCAGGGGUACUUUACCAAUAACCUAUUUAUGAAGAGCGGGAAAAAGGCACAAUCAGACAAAGAACUGGGUGUUUUGGGCCCUGCGGUGAGCACAGCAUUGGUUACAGGAAUCCUCGUGGGUGCCGCCAUUCAAUUGGGUAUAUCGAAGGCGUUGCCAACAUAGGUUUCAUUUCAAAAGAUACUGACGACAGAAGACACACAGAGCAUGACUAUGAUGACCCAUUCUACAAAGAUUAUGCUUAUGCAAGAGAAUAGACAUAGAUGCCAUGCCAGCCCCCGAAGUCUGUACUUCGAGAACUUGCGAUCUAGUCCCAUUCAGUCGUGAUGUAAUUAUAGAUAUGGAUCGUCGUGAACGAGAAUACGAAAACUAGGCACCUGCUGUUUCUUGCAUCAAGAUGAUUACCCGACUGGUUGGAUUUCCACCGCGAAUAAUUAGUUUGCUUUACAUCUCACAGUCACAGACAACAGGUGCUCAGGUGAUGCUACUAGUAGUAGUGAGUUAGUAGUGAUGGUUUCUGGUUUGCAAUUUCUGGCAGCACUAUAACACACUCAUCGACGAAAACUUAACGAUAAUUAGUGAGACAUAAUGAUAUAUAUAUAAUGAUAGGUUGGCAGGCUCGCAAGAAUGAAUGUGCGGGGCCACGACAGUAUCUAUGCGGUUCUAUGAUGUUGUAUAUUCGACCGAUAUACCAUUCCCAAAAAAAUAGGCGAGCAUCAAUGGGAUUACGCUUCUCAAAAACCAGAAGUCCAAGAACUGACACACGAACUAUGACAAUGAAAAUUAAUGAUCAUGCCUUGAGCACCGAGAUGAGCCGUUUCUUUGCCGUGUAAUAAUCAUUGCGGUGGCGCUCCUUAAU